AUAUCCCUUCUGUCUGCGCGCCUAACCACAAUGCCUCGAACUGUAAGUAACCCUUUGGAUGACAGACUGUCCACGCUCUGGCAUUCUGCCUGUGAUGACUAUACUAAAGAAACCGGGGUCGCACUUACCGAUGGCGCCUUCCCCAAGAUCCACGGUCCUGAGGAUCUGACCCGUCAGCUCGACGCAGAGAAAGAGCAUUUUGAGGACUUUCGAAUGAAAAGACGACCGCUCUUGCAUGCUAUGCAGAUGAUUCUGGCGCCCUUUGAGAACUGGGGCGAUCUACUUGCGGGUGCAGCCUCAGCAGUUUUUCCUCCAGCGUCUUCCAUCAUGGGCGCUAUGAUGCUUCUGAUUCGAGGUGCUCGCAGAGUUAGCGAAUCGUUCGACAUGCUCACGGACUUAUUUCUCAAACUCGGUCAUUUUGCUCUGCGCCUGGACUCGUACAAGGAUGUCCCUCUCAGUGAAGGGAUGAAGACCAUCAUUGUCAAAGUUUUGGUCAAUUUCCUUCGUGCCUGCGCAGUGUCGCAGAAAUUGCUAAGUCGGGGGUCGCUCAGAGCAAGACUUACGAAAUGGACAAAGAACAUCCUGGUUGAGGAUCCGUCUAUUAGUUCGCUCCUGGGCGAGCUGGAGGAAUUGACGAGCCAGGAACACAAGAUAGUCUCCGCUCAUGGGCUCGAUCUCACUCACCAGGCGCUCAGAAACACCGCGGAAUUACUCGCGCGAGAUGACAACAGAAAUGACCGUGAGAGACUAGACAGAGUGAAGAAGGCAUUAGAUCCCGUCUCUGCAUCCGGUCGUGUCUUUUCCGCGAUCAACGAGAACCGGAUACCUGGAUCGGGCAGCUGGAUUGAAGAUAGGAUCCGGUCCUGGUGGCAGGGUCCCGAGCCUCUCCUCUGGAUUCACGGUGGUCCUGGGAUGGGCAAGUCCUACCUGGCAUCGAAAAUCAUAAACGAUCUCGCGGCAGCAGAACCGUCCGCCCCAUCUGCACCCAUCGUUGCCUCUUUCUUCUUCAAGAGCAACGAUGUGGAUCUGCGCUCUUUUAACAAAGCGCUGCGGACUCUGGCAUGGCAAGCGGUUGUUCAGCGAUCGACCUUCGCGGCGCAUGCGGAGGAAUUCUGUCUGAAAGAAGACCCAGCCAACAGUUACGUUGUCUGGAGAAAACUCUUGCUCAACUACUUCGUCGCGUCUCCACCGGACACCAGAACGUGCUUUAUCAUUGACGGUAUCGAUGAGGCCGAUCCAGAGGAACAAGAGAUCCUUUACAGUCUACUGGAGAGCACAUACGCGACAGCGGACCAGACGGGCAUUCCAUCAAUUCGAGUCGUAAUUUUGGGUAGGGAUUCGGUACGCGGAAGUCUCGAAGAACACUCCCUUGGGUGGAUUCCCGAGAUCGAAAUCACCAAUAACCAGAACAAGGACGACCUUUCCGGAUACGUUUUUCAGAAACUGCAGAAGACCAAGUUGUUUCGUGGUUCUCCAGACUUUCAAGCCGAGGUCGUCCGAGAUAUAUGUCGGCAAGCAGAAGGCCUCUGGGAAUGGGCCAACCUUGUGGUCAAAUCUGUUUUGUGCUGUCGGACCAAGGAACAGAUUCGGAAGGUGGUCCGGAGGAUGCCCCGAGGAAUCAGUGCAAUGCUGCAUGCAGAGCUGGAGCGCCUGGCUAAAGAGUUGUCCGCCUCGGAUGCGAUGUCUAAUGAGUUGCCCGACGAGCUGUCUGAUGAGGAAGGAUCAACCGAGGCAGCAACGGCGACGCAGAUUCAACAGCUCAACAUCUUACUUUCAAUUGUGACGAAGGCUCAAAAGCCGCUGACGGUAGAGCAGCUCGACAUUAUCUUGGAGGUCAUCCUUGAAGAGGAGAUCCUGAAGCUUGAGGACGAUCUUCGCACGGUAUACUCAUCCCUGUUUUCGCUCCGGUUCGCUGGGGAUGAAGAAGAAUAUAAAGACGACGCGGUCAUUGUAACUCUGCGUCAUACUUCUUUUUAUGAAUUCUUCAGCAAACCUGUGGAGGCUGGAACCAUCCAGGUCGACCCAGACCGAGCCGAGUCGUCCUUUGUAUUCGUCUUACUCUACGCCCUCCAAAGAAACUUCGCCCCUGUAUCAAAAAGGUGGCUAGGACCGGUGAAUGGAUAUGCUCAGGAAUUCCUACCGCUGCAUCUGUCGCGUGCAAAUCCAGAGCAAGCAGCAAAUCGGAGAGAAGAAAUAGAAACUCUCCUUGCCGCUCUCUUUACCGAGGAGCCGGUAUUCGACCCUCAGCACUGGCUCAUCGAAAAUUCCCGCGUGACUCGCCUUUCUGAAUACAUCUUUUACCCGUCGUCCCACCCAACAGAGAUUGCCCGUUACUGGUGGAAUACUCGUGAUCGUGAAACGGCGAACGAAAGGGCAGCGUUGGUACUGAAUUGGCUCUCCCCGGAGGCGAAACAGCUCUUGCAGGAUUGUGCUCGGUCUUCGACGGUGGCAAGCGAUGCCUGUCCUUUCACGGUUCUUUUUUCUCGUUUGACAGAGUAUUUCUCCCGACUUUGGCUGGUUCCGAAAGAUAUCGAAGACGAGGAUGGAUUACCCGGGGUUCUCUCCGGCAUGCUAUUUGUGUACGCUCAAAUGGCAGUCACUGGGCCAACCUCAGAUGGAAACCUUAAGGGGUUAGUCCCCGGUCUCGAGUCUCGCAAGAUGCUGCGCAUCGCCGAGAUGCAGCAUCUCGAGAAGACGCCCAUAUGGCAUGCCCGACUCGCUCAGGCGAUGCUCCUGCAUCAUAGCUAUGCGGCAGCCCUCGAAAGAUUCCAGAUCGCGCUAGACGAACAUCACAGGAAGCAUUUCUUAAGCAAACAAGCGCUCUCUGUGAUUCACAGAGACAUGGCUCGUGCAUGUACUAAGGUCGGAAGGUACAAGGAGGCAUUAGAACACUCUGAUCUGGCCAAGUCGCUGUACGACGGCUCCCGGGACCGUGAAUGGCAGGAUCCUAUCGGCAAACUGCUGAACACUGCGAAGAUGGAGCAACUUGAGAAAAUGACGAACAAGGCUGUUGCCACCGCAAAUGAGGCCUGGAAAGCAUUCGUGGAACAAAAGGAUGAUUACCGAGACAGGGAUACGUUGCAUUCGUUCUUUUGGGUCUUGCUGCAGCUGCACCAGACACAUCGUGUUCAAGAUGUGUUCGAUUUUGCCGUUUCUCUUAGAUGGACCGAAAACAAUGAUUUGGUCGAAUUCUUCACUUCAGCAAUUACUUGGGCGCCCCGGCUAAUGUAUAGGGUCCUUCACUAUGCGCUGAUGCGGGACGAUGGGAAGUAUAAUGAUCUUGUUGCCUUGAUUCCGGGCAGAGUCGCGGCCUCAAGGGAGACUCAAACCGAUAACCUGGCGGCGGCGAAAUACCUGCUCGCGUUAGUGAUGUUUGAGCACGGCCUGAUCAGCGCAGGGAUCCAAGCUUGGUACGAGGUUAUCUCCCUCGACAACCCGGGUGGCUGGAAUAUCGAGGCGGCUCAGACAUGGUCAAUGAGUCGCUUAGCAGUCGUGUGUCUUUACCGUCCAGAGGUUCCAUGCUGCACAAAGCCCCCUUUGAGAUUCGACGAAAAGACUGAAUGUAGUGAUAUCUGCUUGGUCAUCUCGAGUUGGCUGCGGGAUCAUGGUGAUAUCACGAACGCCAGAGAAGCUCUCCGCGGUCGUGUAAGAGGAAGUAUCGACCUGUUGUCGGCUGAUGGUCCUUCCAAUGAUUAUGAGGCGUUCAUGAGCCUCUUUAGGACAUUUCUGGUAGCUGCGGACAGCGACGAAGAUCUGAACGGGGCCUUGUAUUUGCUCAAGGUCUGGCAUAGGGACUGUCUGCGGCAGGCGAAGCGGCAUCUUCCCGAUGACGAAAUUGAAGGACCAGACGAUGAAGAUUUUCCAUUCUCAAUCGACCAACUCGCCGAGUGUUCAAACUGCAAGCGUGAGAUGAACUCGAUAUGCCACUGGUACUUCUGUCGUUCUUGCCCUUUGACGGCCCUUUGUCGACAGUGCUACUGCGAUAUCCGGUCGACAACAUCCCAUCCUAGAGGCAUCUGCAAUCCUCAGCACGAGUUUCAUUAUACCGGCCCUCCGCUUCGGGCCUCCGAACGUGUGCCGGAGGGGAUGAUGGUACUUGAAAGUUCUGAUGGCAAGAAGCAGACGAUACGGAUUGAAGAAUGGAAGGAUAAGCUGUCGGAGAAGUGGGGUGCCGCGGACUUUGCCUUUGAGGGAGGACUAUCGGCCUGGUGUAUGCGAGCAUUGCCGGAGCCACAGAAAUCUUGGUGGGCGACAUUUUUUAGGUAAAUUGUUGGAGAUCGUUUACAUCCAGCCAGGGAAUAUUCGAAACGCCGUCCCCUCCUUCUAUUGUCG
Aspergillus homomorphus CBS 101889 is the source of this 4332-nucleotide messenger RNA. RefSeq names its product NACHT domain protein. The record is from RefSeq and is a predicted model, not a curated record. The transcript has 2 exons. NCBI's taxonomy places the organism in Eukaryota, Fungi, Ascomycota, Eurotiomycetes, Eurotiales, Aspergillaceae. Bases 31 to 4266 code for a protein of 1411 amino acids.